GCACCUCUGCCUGACAAGCGCUCCGAGGCUCUGGAAUAGCUGUGGCACUGUGGAUCCGGAGGAGGUAACGCGAAGAUGGCCACGGAUUUAGGGGAGCUCAUGGUGCCCUAUAUGCCCACCAUCAGGGUGCCAAGAACUGGAGAUAGAGUUUUCAAGAGUGAAUGUGCCUUUUCUUACGAUACCCCAGAGUCCGAUGGUGGCCUCUAUGUGUGUAUGAACACAUUUCUGGGCUUUGGGCGAGAACAUGUGGAGAGACAUUACCGCAAGACUGGACAAAGCAUAUACCUGCACCUGAAACGCACCGUCAAGGAGAAAGCCACUCAUGCUGCAGGGGGCGCUGCGCCGCGAAGACGGAAUGGAAAGGUGUUCUUAGAUAUCGAGCUCAACCGGGAUUUCAACGGGGAUGACUAUGACUAUGAUGACGAGGCCAAGCUGGUCAUAUUCCCCCAACACUUUGAGAUCCGGCUUCCCAAUAUCGAGGAACUGCCCGCACUGGUGACGAUAGCAUGCGACGCCAUGCUGAAUGCCCCGUCCCCCUACAGGAAGCCUGAACCUCUACCCUGGGAUGAUGAGAUCCAAGUAUCAAAACAUGCCCGGGGUCUCCAACAGCUGGACAAUGGGGUUCUGAUCCCCCCCAGAGGCUGGAAGUGCUCCAGGUGCGAUUUGCGUGAGAACUUGUGGCUGAACCUGACGGACGGAGCAGUGCUGUGUGGGAAGUGGUUCUUCGAUGGUACAGGAGGCAACGGACAUGCACUGGAGCACUACAGGGAAACCAGUUAUCCCUUGGCGGUUAAACUGGACGCCAUCAGUCCAGAUGGGGCAGACGUUUACUCGUUCGAUGAAGAGGAGGCUGUGCUGGACCCUUGUCUGGCGGAACACUUGGCCCAUUUUGGCAUCGAUGUGUUACAGAAGAAGAAGCCCGAGACGGGCCGCAUGACCAACGGGCUUCCAGCACACCCCGGCGAGUGGGAGCUGAUCCAGGAGUCGGGCCACAAGCUGAAGGCCGUAUUCGGCAGCGGAUACACGGGCAUCAAGAACCUGGGCAGCAGCGGCUACCUGGGCGCCACCGUCCAGGUGUUGUUCAGCAUCCCAGAGUUCCAGAGGGCGUAUGUGGGGAAUCUACAGAGGAUCUACGAUUAUUCUCCUCUGGAUCCAACAAAGGACUUUGGCACACAGAUGGCUAAGCUGGGCCACGGCUUGCUGUCGGGGCAGUACUCCAAGCCACCGGUGAAAGCCGAACUCAUAGAGCAGGUGGUGAAAGAGGAACACAAGGCGCUGGAAAGGCCCCAGCAGACGGGCAUCUCCCCCAGGAUGCUCAAAGCCCUGGUCGGCAUGGGACAUCCAGAGUUCUCCUCCAACCGCCAGCAGGAUGCUCUGGAGUUCUUACGGCACCUGAUCGGCAUGGUGGAGAGGUCCAGCGGCAGCUUUGAGAACCCCAGUGACGUGUUCCGCUUCCUAGUGGAGGAGAGGGUCCAGUGCUGCCAGUCUCGGAAGGUGCGCUACACCCAGAGGGUAGACUACAUCAUGCAGCUGCCCGUACCCAUCGAGGCCGCCACCAACAGAGAGGAGCUGCUGGAGUACGAAGCGAAGCGGAGGGAGGCGGAGGAGAACAUGACUCCACCUCCGCUCCCUGUCAGGGCCAAGGUCCCCUUCGCAGCCUGCCUGCAGGCGUUCAAUGAGCCCGAGAAUGUGCCGGAUUUCUGGAGCUCUGCCCUGCAAGCCAAGUCCGCUGGGGUCAAAACUUUCCGUUUUGCCUCAUUUCCUGACUACAUGGUCGUACAGAUGAAGAAGUUCACCUUCGGGGUGGAUUGGAUCCCGAAGAAAUUAGACGUCUCGGUGGAGAUGCCAGACUUCCUGGAUCUCUCUCGCCUUCGUGCUACUGGGCUGCAGGCAGGGGAGGAGGAGCUUCCUGACUUGGCCCCGCCCAUCGUCAACUCACAGGACCCCCGAGGGAACCCAAGUACCUUCUCUGAUUAUCCGGAAAUAGACGAGUCUUCGGUGGCACAGCUGGCGGAGAUGGGCUUCCCCCUGGAGGCGUGCCGGAAGGCAGUGUACUACACGGGAAACAUGGGGGCCGAGAUGGCCUUCAGCUGGAUCCUGGCCCACAUGGAGGAGCCCGGCUUUGCAGAGCCCUUACCUGUGCCUGGCUUUGCUGAAGCUGCCCCCUCCGCCCAUCAGCUGCCCUCCUUCCUGGGGGGAGCGCCCCCAGAGGAGAGCGUGGCCAUCCUCACCUGCAUGGGCUUCGCCAGGAAGCUGAGCAUCCAAGCCUUACAAGCCACGAAUAACAAUCUGGAACGGGCCCUGGAUUGGAUCUUCACCCAUCCCGAAGGCGAGGAAGAGAGUCAAGGCCCGUUUGAGGCCGCUGAGGAGGAGCCCACAGAAGAUGACACCUUCUCCAACGGCUUCGCCUUCUCCAGCACCAGGGGCCUCAGCAGCUCCCCCCCAUCCCAAGACCAGCUGCCCCCACCCCCCCGGGUGAAGGACGGACCUGGCCGGUAUGAACUGUUUGCCUUCAUCAGUCACAUAGGAACGUCGACAAUGUCUGGCCAUUAUGUGUGUCACAUCAAAAAGGAAGGAAGGUGGGUGAUCUACAACGACCAUAAAGUCUGCCUAUCAGAAAGGCCUCCCAAAGACUUGGGGUACAUCUACUUCUACCACCGGCUGUCAUGCAGCUAGGGCCGGGUCCACGGCUGACUCGGAACCCCAGGAGGAAGAGGGGCGGUUUGGGAGCCGCUGGAGUGCCCAAGGGGCUCGGCACCUGCCUAUCAUCAUCAAUCGGGAGGGGGGGGGGGCUUCUCUCAAACACGACACACAAGAGCCCCAAUCCACCAGCAUCUGCUGAAACGUGUUAUUUGUGAAAGGUAGUGAGGAGAUGCUUGUCAGUUUAGCUGUUAGUGUGAGCCAUCUCUCUUUCUUUUUAUUUUCCGUGCCUUUCACUCAUUCAGUUUGACAUUUAGAACAGGAGCCUUCAACUUCAUUCAGGAUCUGUUGCAGAGAACACCAACACCAAGUUUUAAAUCGUGGUAAACAGGAACCGUGUACAACUGGCCAACGUAAUGACUCCUUCUACAGAGGCCAUUAGCGGGAUUAAAUCACUGCCGUAAUCAUGCUGCCUGAUGAGUAGCCCUGCCUUUAAGUGGCUUGUAGGCUGUCCCGGCUCUGAAUGCGUCUUUUUGAACCUGGGGGUUGAUUGAGUGUGCCCAGGGGGCAAUGCUGUGAAAUCAG
Molecule: messenger RNA, 3225 nt
Organism: Paramormyrops kingsleyae
Lineage: Eukaryota; Metazoa; Chordata; Actinopteri; Osteoglossiformes; Mormyridae
Product: ubiquitin carboxyl-terminal hydrolase 13-like
Biological process (GO): protein deubiquitination
Molecular function (GO): cysteine-type deubiquitinase activity; protein binding; zinc ion binding
Source: RefSeq, a predicted model, not a curated record